AUUGAAAGGGCCAUUUGGAGAAGCACUACUUUCUGCGGGGCCAUUUAUUUUCUUUUCGGCCUUUUGCUCGCAGCGGCUUACCCUGCUGUCUCGUCCGACAACAUUCUGCAGGAGAUGUUGGCUUCAAGCGGCACGCCUGUAUUUGCGCAGCUGGCCAUCUUUGCUUUUGACCUUUUCACUAUUCUUCCCGGCAUCUUGGUGUACUGCAUAGCCACGCGCUACAACCUCGUCAACAGCGGAGUCUGCAGCAAACGCUGGGCCUUCUGGAUUGGCGCAGUGGCGCCUUUUUUGGGGUCCUGGACCCUCAUGAAUGCCCAGUCCACUGCAGGCGUGUUGAAUUGGACUUCUCUGUUUUUUUCUUUGGUUUGCAACUUUGUUGCGCCGUUUGCUAUUUACCUCCGAGCCUGCGAGAAGCUCCCGAGCGAGACUUCUAGGGAAAAGAAGGUCGUCUUGUUCAGCCCCAACCUUCGCCACAACGUGCAGGGGGAGCUGCGGGACCCCGACGCAAUUCGGCUUUCGCUGCUGCAGUGGCUGCAAGCCACUUUUAAAGACGAGAGCCGCGCGAGGGAAGCAGAUCCGCAGCUGCUGCACUUGCUGCUGCAGCCGUCAGCAGCAGCAGCAGCAGCAGCAGCAGCAGCAGAGCAGCAAAGCACUGGAGUGCCCACGCUCGCUGACCAGCGGCGAAUGCUCACGCAGCAAGAAGCAGCCACCACUGCCAUUGCUGCUGCUGCGCUGCAGCUGCAGGAACCAGGACUCAGCAAGA
Messenger RNA from Eimeria tenella, 763 nucleotides. RefSeq lists its product as uncharacterized. The annotation marks the transcript as partial. Lineage: Eukaryota; Apicomplexa; Conoidasida; Eucoccidiorida; Eimeriidae. The transcript is spliced from 6 exons. The record is from RefSeq and is a predicted model, not a curated record.